This is a messenger RNA of Colletotrichum graminicola M1.001, 384 nucleotides long. RefSeq lists its product as uncharacterized. Bases 1 to 384 code for a protein of 127 amino acids. The transcript has a single exon. The record is from RefSeq and is a predicted model, not a curated record. NCBI's taxonomy places the organism in Eukaryota, Fungi, Ascomycota, Sordariomycetes, Glomerellales, Glomerellaceae.
AUGGAGGCAUUGUUUGCUGGAUGCCCGACUCAGUACUGCUUCGUCUGCUUCUCCCCGGCGAGGGAGCCCCUGUUUGAGUUUGGCGAUCACGACUUUACCGGCAACCCUGAGGAAUGGGUUCCAAUACCUAUUCCUCUUUCGGUCUUGUUCCAACGCUAUGCCAAGUGGCUUGCCAUUUCCGCCCACGAGACUAACCUCCGUUCUGGGACGCCAGCGUCCAACGCCAGCGCAAACGCUGGGGCCGCGGCUAGUGUCGACGCCGUUGCGCGCCCAUGUCAACCCGUCCCUGAUGCUGCGCUGCAGCCGAAAGGAGCAAUUGAUCCCCGUCAGUCGUCCAAUGACCGUCAUCGCAGCAGUCCGAGUCUGCCCAUUGAGCAGCACUAG